AGUCAGAUCAGCUGAUUUAUGAUGGGCACGUUCACGUAACACUGGUAAUUUACCGUAAUUUCAUUUUUACCCAAUCCGAGUGAAAUAAUUCAUUGAUAACUGGAGUCCAUUUCUGUGAUAAAAAAGGAAUUUUUUUAAUUAAUUGCAAAAGUAAUCCUCUCUCAGAGAAAAGUUAUUACAUAUUAUUCAAUAUUAAUUACCCCAGACGUUUCAAUUGUUCACCGCGAUUAUUAUUUUUUACUGAACUUUCAGGAUCAAAUGGAAUGGAAGUGAUCAAUGUAGAUCAAGUGAUCAGCUGAUCAAUUUCGCAGCUACGUUUUACUUCCUCAAGAACCACUCCUCAGGCUGUAAAAACCAGGAGACCAGGUACCUGAGGCAUUCUAAUAGUUCGUUCUGCUGAAGCUCAUAUUUCUCCAUACUCAGCGGUAUGGAACGAUACGACGAUGCUAGAAAAAGACGUGAUUUGCAGAAAAUAUUCGUAAAACAAGUCUUGUUAAAUAAAGUGUUUGUUGGGCGAUAUACUGAACGAAGACUGAUUGAAUCUUUAUCCAAAUAUGCCGAUGUUAUCGAAGUUGAUCAAAAAGACCAUGAAUUUAACAAUACCCUUAAUAAGGUUAAUGAAAAGCUGGGAAGUUGUUCAAAUGAACGAAUGAUCAGCUGUAUUUCAGGUGAUCAAACCGAAGGGUAUUCCAUUUUCACUGAUUUAUCUGGUUGUGCAUUUGGUUCUUAUUGGUUUAUGAUCAAAGAUGUAAUGUUUACCGAUACUUCUGUAUCCAUUAUCGUUAAAUGUUUACGAACUUAUGAAGUGGACGUUGAGCCAUUAACAACCAAAUAUCUUUCAGAAGUUUGGAAUAAUUUCGAUUACUCGAAAUUCAUAUCUAGUGUUUUACAUAACAUUGCAUCCGUCUGCACUAAAGAAAAUAUUAUCAGCACUUUUCGUUUUUUAAGCGCAGUAUUUUUAUCUUUAGCUGUCGGUUCUUAUGAAUUAUUACAAUUAUUAUUAAAAUUCUUUCACGAACUGAAUAACACGUUUCACAUCUGCGUGCCCGUAUUAAUCGCAGCUAUCGAAGGUCUGACCAAAGCUUUCGGCGGUUUACUAAUUUUUUUCACGUAUUUAUUUAAAAAAGAAUCGUCACAAAAAAUGCCUAAUUUUAAUUUACAAAAUAAACCGAAAUAUUUGCAAUAUAAUCCGAAUACGAGUAAUAAAUACGCUUCCUAUCAAACACCCAAUCGAGGUUUCCAUUACGAGGAUAGUAAAAAUAAUUUCUACUACAAUCAAAAUGUGCGCUGAAACUGGGCAUUUUUCUGUUUUGUUUAUGAAUUGAAUGUUGAGUGUGGACACAUUUUGCUGUGAGCUAAGAAGUCAAUAAUUUAUAAUUUAUGAUCGAAACUUCAAUCAAAGUAUAAACUUUUUUACAGUGUCAUUUAUCGAUAUUAUUUCGAUCAAGCAUUUUUGUUUCUAAGUUGAUUUUUUGAGUGCUUUUUAACGAAGUAUUAUUAUUUUGUUUUGUAAACUUUGUUACUUAUAUUUUUUAAUGUAAAAAUUUAAUAAAUUGUUUUCGUCACAAACAA
Planococcus citri (citrus mealybug) is the source of this 1572-nucleotide messenger RNA. RefSeq lists its product as uncharacterized. Bases 428 to 1291 code for a protein of 287 amino acids. NCBI's taxonomy places the organism in Eukaryota, Metazoa, Arthropoda, Insecta, Hemiptera, Pseudococcidae. The record is from RefSeq and is a predicted model, not a curated record. The transcript is spliced from 5 exons.